UCACACACUAGGGCCAAUUUAGUGUUGCCAAUCAACCUAUCCCCAGGUGCAUGUCUUUGGAAGUGGGAGGAAGCCGGAGUACCCGGAGGGAACCCACAAAUUCACGGGGAGAACAUGCAAACUCCACACAGAAAGAUCCCGAGCCUGGAUUUGAACCCAGGACUGCAGGAACUUCGUAUUGUGAGGCAGACGCACUAACCCCUCUGCCACCGUGAAGCCCGGCCAUAAACAUAAAAAACUAAAUUUAAAAAAAUGUUAUAACGACAGACCUGAAGUUGAUCUCGAGAUUCAAGUGUUAAAUGAAAACAUUUAUAAUUUAUGACUUAUUUCUAACAUUUUUAGGACUGAGACCCUUCCGGAGACCAGGGACCAAACUUGAGGAAAGCCACAAAGAUGAUGCUGCUGCACAGACUGUUACUUCAAGACAUCAGCAGCUUCAACAUGCACGCCGUCACCAAGCUCAGGUCGCACCGUCUUCUUUAUCAAGGUGCAUCAGGUCAGGGUCACCUGUGGCCCCCGGCACCAGACACAGCUCUGGGGUCCCCGGCACCAGACACAGCUCGUCUCCUGCAUCAGCCGCCACCGCCCACUCGCAGCAUGGACCCUGCACACGUGUGUCUGUCAAGUGGCCAGCGAGAAGGUCUUUGUCCCGUGUGCCUGCAGACCACCUGCUUCCCCGUGCAGACCAACUGUGGACAUUUAUUUUGUGCACCAUGUUUGAUGGCCUAUUGGAGACACGGCACAUGGUUGGACCCAAUCAGCUGCCCUCUGUGUAGACAAAAGGUCAGCAGCUUGUGUCGUCUGUUCAACAACACCCGAUCGGACCAGCAGACCAAGGCAGUACUUGGGGACAUAACGGACUACAACAAACGCUAUUCUGGAGCGCCCAGACGGAUGAGAGACUACCUGUGUGACACGCCGCUCCUCCUCCAGCUGGUGGUCCGCCACCUGGCCACCAUGGGGGGUCUGGUCUGGCUCUUUUUCUUGCGGGUGGUAUUGUGCUGCGUGGGCGCUGUGGUCUCCAUCGCCACGUCCUCACUACCCUCCAGUCCCCUGAAAGCAGAGCCCUCCCUGUGCGGCCUCCUGGGGGUCUUAGAUGACCUGGUGGUGGUCAGCCUGCUGCUCCUCUGCGUCGUCAACGUCAACCAGCAGAUGGCGCCAGAGAGAGCACACACUGCAAGCACGGGGGCAGCCGUGCCUUCUCGUUAGCUUCCUCUAGGGCAGAGAUUCACAAUUUUUAAACUCAUCAUUUCUCUUAUUUACAUUUUCUGUAAGAAAUAAAUAUUUA
Molecule: messenger RNA, 1288 nt
Organism: Nerophis ophidion (straightnose pipefish)
Lineage: Eukaryota; Metazoa; Chordata; Actinopteri; Syngnathiformes; Syngnathidae
Product: RING-HC_RNF170 domain-containing protein
Exons: 7
Coding region: 394-1209 (271 amino acids)
Molecular function (GO): ubiquitin protein ligase activity
Source: RefSeq, a predicted model, not a curated record